UUGCAUAGGUUUACGUGGCUGACAGAACUUUCUCGAAUGCCUGCCGCUUAUACGGAAAGUCUCUGAUUUGCGUUAUCCGCAGGUUGAGGCUGGCUGUUGUGAAUUUCAUCCGAUCAGAAAAACAAACAAGUAGCACCUUUCACUAUUUAUACGUGAGUGUUGGCGCAGCCCCAUCAAAGGAGCCAAAUGCUGUAGGAAGAUGCGUCAUUUUCUGCUAGUUCUUUUCAUCUCAAGUGCCGCGAGCGACACGACGGUGGUUGUAAAAAGCGGAGAAGAAGUCAUCCUAACGGCCGAAAAGCCGGGAACGGGGGACGUCGAGCGAGUGACGCUGAGUCGUUAUAACCUGACGAAAAUCUACCGCUACUGUUCCAACAAAGAGAAGGAGAGAGGGUGCACCGCCAUCGACAACGACAGAGUCAGACUCCAUCUCGGACCCGAGGAGGUUUCUGUAAUCAUUCGUGACGCCGACGCAGGAGCGCACUUUCUCGAAGUGAUCGGGAGCAGCGCUAUCAACGAAACCUUCACACUUGUGGUCAACGAGUCUUCUCGUGGCCCGCCCGCCACAACUAGCCCUGCAACUGUAGUGGUCAUCGUAGUGGUCAUCGUAGUGGUCAUCGUAGUGGUCUUCGUAGUGGUCAUCUUACUGGUCAUUAUAAAAAGAAAAAACAUAAGAGACUUGAUUUCCUUGACCGCGCGUCGGACACAGAGGUGCGGGCCGGUCAGUCCAGCAUCGCCGGAGGUCAGUCCACUAGACUUGGCGCUUCUGUGGGUCUUGUGUCACGAUCGAAAAGCGUCGUUUUAAUCGCAGGUCAUUGAACACAACACAGACACAUCCUCCGACCAACGCUGCUUGGUAGAGAAGAAACCAGAAGACCUUGAAAACACCCGUCCAGAGACACUUAAUUUAAUCCAUAUUAUUAAUAAUAAUAAUAAUAAUAAUAAUAAUAAUGCUAUUACUGCUAAUAAAGAUUUUACUAUGCACGUAUUUGUAUAAACAUAUAAUUGUCAUUUCUAUUAAAAUCUGAUGUAUUCUUUCUAAUAAAAAACAAUUGCAUUAUUCUUUGUAAUAAUGUUAUUAAAAAUAUACAAUUGAUAUUUGAAUUUGAAGUGUUA
This is a messenger RNA of Puntigrus tetrazona (Sumatra barb), 1113 nucleotides long. RefSeq lists its product as uncharacterized. NCBI's taxonomy places the organism in Eukaryota, Metazoa, Chordata, Actinopteri, Cypriniformes, Cyprinidae. The transcript has 5 exons. The coding region runs from base 200 to 802 and encodes 200 amino acids. The record is from RefSeq and is a predicted model, not a curated record.